Messenger RNA from Periophthalmus magnuspinnatus, 2801 nucleotides. RefSeq lists its product as uncharacterized. The transcript has 3 exons. The coding region runs from base 167 to 427 and encodes 86 amino acids. The record is from RefSeq and is a predicted model, not a curated record. Gene Ontology annotation, molecular function: 2 iron, 2 sulfur cluster binding. Gene Ontology annotation, cellular component: cytosol; nucleus. Lineage: Eukaryota; Metazoa; Chordata; Actinopteri; Gobiiformes; Gobiidae. Gene Ontology annotation, biological process: intracellular iron ion homeostasis.
UGUAGCUCUAUGUCUAUGGGGAAGUUAUAUAAUUUUUCUUCUGGCUGAACUCUAGUCAAACGCUUCCGGGGUCCGCUUGCCAUGAGACCAGUCCGAAAAAUAUUUUAAAUCUGCUCCUGUAAUAAUAUUAAAAUAGUUGCACCUUGGCCGUGUAGUUUUAGCUGAAAUGGCUAUAACAGCGGAACACAUUCAGGACAAACUGAUCAAGGAGCUCGCGGCAGUGCACGUGGAUGUAGAGGACACAUCCCCUAAUAGAUGUGCUGCCAGCUACAAAGUCCUUGUUGUGUCAGCCCAGUUUGAGGGCAAACCACUGUUACAGAGACACAGGAUGGUCAACACAUGCCUUGCAGAGGAACUCAAAGCGAUCCACGCAUUUGAACAGAAAACCCUAACACCAGAACAGUGGGAAAAACAGAAAUCGCAAUGACAAAUGUAGAUCUUUAAAGUUACUUAAUGAGUACUCCUUUGUUCAUUUGUUAAACUGACAGAUAAACUUAUUCCAUUUUUCCAGUGCAUAUGUUGUGAAUGUCUGCUCUUUUUUUUUUUUAAAUUAAUUUCCUGAUUGCUGCAACAAUUUCUCUUUUAUGCCAGCUAAUCUUUGCAACUUGUAACUAGAUUAAUAAUUAACCCAAUAUUAUUUUCAAGUGUAAUAAUUUUUUAUUGAAUGGCACACAGACUAACGGCACUUAAGUCUAUACCACAUUUGUUGUUGUUAAAAGAAAAUGUCUAUUACCCACCUACCAUCUAGUGGAUUAUUCUUGGAGUGACACAUUUCAGCCGUACGCAUUGCUUAUUCAAUUUGCUGCAGUUUUUACUGUGGUUUGCCAUUCACAUCCAGCAGUACAUUUACAUGGCCAGUAAAACUUAGAUAACUCCAUUGUUUACAUGCACAAAAGAAAUCUUACUGUCAAACCUCUUGACAUAUCCGUUAUCAUCAAUAUAAAAAGUACAAUUCAUUAAAAUAACUUUCAUUUCACAUCAAAUCUGACUGUUAACAUGGCAUUUCAAGAAUCUGUGUUCAGAAAUCAGAUAAUGAUAUGAUUUUGGUGUGUAUGUAAACACAGAUUCCAGCCUCUUUGUUUAUAGGUUAGUUGGAGUAAUUAUUUGCUAUAAUGAUGCAUUCAAAUGAUGUCCGCCACUUGCAAAUAAGUUAUAAGUUUACUGUAUUGACACCCAAAGCUUUUAUGGACAAUAAGGCAUUUCUUUCACAAAUCUCACAAAAAUGUGCUUACAAUAACUUGAGACUGUUUUUUUCCCACAAGGUCAAGUAACGUAAAAGAAACCAAUAGUCGGGAUAAAAAAGAGGAAGCAUAAAAAGACCAGAUGGAAAUUGCCAAACAGUAAAAACGCUGACCUCUGCCGAGAAUUCAUAUGACUUUACCAAAAGAAAACAUCUGACCUAAGUAGUAGACAUUACGCAAGCAUUUUACGUUGUUGGAAAAAAACACCCAUACAAUACUGAAAAUAAAGUUAGUUACAAUUAUUUCACUACUUACUGAUUUAAUUUACAUAUUUUUUACACAUGGAUUACUAAAACAAGAAUCAGAUUUCACAUGGUCAGUGGACAUGUUAAAGUUCUAGAGUGGGGAUUACUUCCACCACUUACCCCUGUGGACCACUAAUGGAGCAGCCGGCAAGGGGCACAAUGUGAGCAGAAGUGUGUAAGAAAGGUGUUUUCAAGUGAAGGUUUUAAAGCACUUCAGUGACAAAUAUAACACUGAUUGAAAUAUAGACAUUAUUUACAAGCAAGCACAGAAUCGGGUAGCAGGCGAGUAUCAAUCUAUCUUAGUGUUUCCCAUUAAGACAAUGGUGGCCCCUCAUAGUCUAAAACAAGAUGAGCAAUAAAUUGGUGUGAAAAGCUUUUUAUUUUUUGCUUAUUGUAUUGUGCCACCAUAGUGUCAACAUAAUCCUGGGUUCCACUGUUAAACAUAUGCCGGAACAAAAGUACAAGUACAAAAGAAGGUAGAGGUAGAUUUGCUCCAGCAACCAAGAAAGAUACAUUUAAAGGAAAGAAUAUUUUAUAGCAUUAUUUCCUUUGUGGAUGCCCCUAUUUUCGCAGAUAUUGGUUUUGGAGAUAGAACCCUCAAUAUUAAUGAGGGUUUGACUAUUUAAGUUUGUGUUGAGUUGUCUGUUUUAAUACUUCAAACUAGAAGAUUCUUAUUUCAAAUUGAGGUGUAAGCUCUCUUGUCUCUAUUGCAAGAUUGUAUCAACUCCUUUGUGAGUGUCCAUACCAUUUUAGUUGACUAUCAAAACCCACCACAGUAUCAAAGAGCACAAUAUGAGGUCAAACUGAAAGUAGCACUGUCAUUUUGACCAGCUGACCCCUGUCUGAUACUGUCUGAGUGUAUCACCAGUGUUAAAUUAGGUGUCUCCAUCGGAGCACAGUAUAUUAUUGUAUUAUUGUGUUAAGUCGAGCAGAAAAGCUGAGAGUGAACAGAUCAAUUGGGUUCCAUUACCAACAACAGCAGCUUUCGUGGUCUAAAACCCCUCGUGGCAGGGAAUCUCCAAGAUCACCCGAAUGCUCAUUGCAGUGUAUUACCACUUAAAAUUAGCCCAUCCAUGUGAAGUGCGUCUGUAAAUAGGGUCAGAUAAUCUGGAUGGAAUAUAAAUUUUGGUGUUUUUGUUUUGUUAUUUUCCCACUGGUCUGCCCUGCCAUUCAAAUUUGUCCGGUAUAAAAAUGGCAUGAUAACAUUUGACUCAAGAAAUAUUUCAUAAUCCAUAAUUCAACUCAACUAAUACAUCUACACUGCAAUUAAAAUAUACAUUACAUUGUCAGAUAGAACAAUCAAUUUCAGAAGUGU